AUGUGUACUAUAUUUAGGCCUACACAUUAUAGUAAACGAUACAUUAAUUAUCAUAUUGCUGUACAACGGUCUUAACGAAUUCGACAUUAGCGUUUGGAGAAGGAGCAUUUACUACCGUUUAUCACCCAUACAUUUCCAUUGCCAAGUUAAUUCGGUAUGCCUGUCACUAAAGAAGAAUACGGUCACACUGCAAACAAUCAACGGGUAGAACAGUAUACAUUGAGCAAUGUGAACGGACUGGUUGCCAAGAUCAUCAACUAUGGUGCUGCUAUAACCGAGCUUUGGAUACCUGAUAAGAAUGGAAAGAUAGAUGACGUCGCCUUGGGCUGGCCUGACAUCAAAGGAUAUGAGAGCAAUUCCCCUUAUUUCGGUGUUAUCGUUGGUCGUGUUGCAAACCGGAUAGCUAAUGGACAGUUCUCCUUGGGUGGUGUUGCUUAUCAGCUAGAGAUUAAUAAUGGACCAAACCAUAUCCAUGGAGGUGUAAGCAGUUUCUCACAUCGAGUUUGGGAUGGUCGCAUCAAUGGAAAUGGUGUAUCUUUCAGCUGCACAAGCCCCGAUGGUGAAAAUAGUUAUCCAGGCGAAGUAACUAUCACCAUCAAUUAUCAACUCACAAACGAUAAUAAAGUAAUCAUGUCGUACGCUGCCAAGACAACAAAAGCCACGCCCAUCAAUCUCACCAACCAUUCCUACUUCAACCUUGGGGGUCACGAUUCUGGCAGUGUCCUCGAUCAUAUAGUUGAGAUUGAUUCUGAUAAAUACACACCCAUGGACAUGGAGACUUCUAUACCAACAGGUGAGAUCAGUUGUGUUGAUAAUACGGUUUUUGACCUGCGAAGUCCAACCAGACUUGAGGAUAAAAUCAAUGAUGUACCAGGACUAGGAUAUGACCAUAACUUCUGUGUGAAAUCUUCAGAAAGACCUUGUGCCACAGUAACUCACAAGGAAAGUGGUCGCAAGAUGAAGGUUUAUACGACCAAACCUGGUAUUCAAUUCUACACGGCAAACUACCUGAAUGAUUCUACCAUUGGAAAGCAUGAGGCGGUCUAUCCUAAACACAGCGCUCUCUGUCUGGAAUCUCAAUUUUAUCCAAAUUCAGUGAACCAGCCCAACUUUCCAAGUUGCAUCUUACAUCCUGGGGACACAUAUAAACAUGAAACUACCUAUGCCUUUUCUUGGAACUAGAAGAACACAGCUUAAAUAAUAGGAUCUUACAACAUCAUUUCUGUAUAACUUUAAGCCUACUUCCAAGGUAUGAUUACUGAAGAGCCUACUAUAAAUAAUUUCAUUUAUAUAUUUCUCAAUUUUGUUAAUUCAGAAAUAUUUUACACCUGCAUGAAAGAUACUAAAUAUCUGCAAUAAUUUUUGGGGGCUGAAAGGAGUAUUUUAUUAUGAAAAGCGGUAUCUUAAAUCUACCUCAUCUGAUUACAGACUUUACUUGUUUAGCAAUAUAAAUAUGGGGAAAAACAUUAUUCCAUAAUUUGAAUAUUAAUUUUGACAUUUUGAGAAUCAUUGACAGAAAAGGGGUGGUUGUGCCAGUAAAUACUGAAUUGGAAUUUUAUGAAAAUAAUGUAGAUGGAUCUAUGAAUCUGCUCCAUAAACAUGGAUAAGGUAACACUUUGAAUGAUUGGGUUUUAUUCCGAAAAAUUUGAAUAGCAACAGCACCUGUUUGAAGGUGGUAUAUUUACAGGAUAUGAAAAAUUUAAAUAAAUCGAAAAUUAAAAAAGUAGAUUAACUAGAGUACAGUAGCUGAUGGAAUAUCAAAGGAACAGAAUAAAUGAAUUAAUCAAUAAAUACAAACAAGAACCAAUAUGAUGUAAAUAUAAUGGAAUAAAUUGUAUUUCAAUCAAAGAAUAGAUUUAUAACAUAUGUACACAUAUAUUCUCAGGUAAAACCUAUGAUUUCAGAUUUGAUAACACAAUAAAAUAACGAUUAGAAUAUGACAUGAAACUUCCAGUCAUUGGAGGUAAAGAUUAUUUACUCUCCAUUGUCCGCUAAAAAUUUAAGAUCUCUGUAGAAUUCUGUCAUACAAAUCACCAGUUUGGCACUGAAUUUACAAACAAGUAGUAAUUAACUUGUAUUAAUUAAGUUUCAAGUUUCAAAACUGGAAUUUUAAACUGAUCAUAACUAAUUUCAAGUGAUAUUGAAAUUCAAAAUGUAUAUGUAUAUCUAAGGAAUUGAGAUACAUUUUGAAUUGAAUACUGUUAGAAUAUAAGUUAUGACAACACUGACAAAUGGAAUGAUGAUUGCUAUACACAGAAUCCAUUUAGAAUAUAAUUCUUACGAAAUUCAGAAAAAAUUCUGAAAAACUGUUAGCUAAGGGAAUAAAACAAACAAAUUGAAACAUGCGUGUGCUUUCUUUGAUUGUUUGAUCUCAAAAUGUGUCAUGUUGUUAUAUUCAUAUUGAUUUAUUUUCUUAAAGGAGAAUGAAACCUUGGGAACAAGAUAGCGUGUGUGAAAAAAGAAAAAUCAAA
Messenger RNA from Lytechinus variegatus (green sea urchin), 2471 nucleotides. RefSeq names its product galactose mutarotase-like. The record is from RefSeq and is a predicted model, not a curated record. The transcript has 8 exons. Gene Ontology annotation, molecular function: carbohydrate binding; aldose 1-epimerase activity. NCBI's taxonomy places the organism in Eukaryota, Metazoa, Echinodermata, Echinoidea, Temnopleuroida, Toxopneustidae. The coding region runs from base 157 to 1182 and encodes 341 amino acids. Gene Ontology annotation, biological process: glucose metabolic process; beta-D-galactose catabolic process via UDP-galactose, Leloir pathway.